This is a messenger RNA of Babjeviella inositovora NRRL Y-12698, 1042 nucleotides long. RefSeq names its product replication factor C subunit 4 (gene RFC4). Gene Ontology annotation, molecular function: DNA clamp loader activity; DNA binding; ATP hydrolysis activity. The transcript has a single exon. Gene Ontology annotation, biological process: DNA-templated DNA replication; DNA repair. Bases 46 to 1014 code for a protein of 322 amino acids. The record is from RefSeq and is a predicted model, not a curated record. NCBI's taxonomy places the organism in Eukaryota, Fungi, Ascomycota, Pichiomycetes, Serinales. Gene Ontology annotation, cellular component: DNA replication factor C complex; Elg1 RFC-like complex; nucleus.
ACCACUUUUGCCAGAGAUCUGCUCCCCCCUAUACCUGCUACUACAAUGUCGAAAGCCCUCAAGCUAGAGCUCCCAUGGGUAGAAAAGUACCGCCCCAAGGUGUUGAAAGAUGUGGUCGGAAAUGCCGAGACGGUGGAACGGCUCCAGUUGAUUGCGCAAGACGGAAACAUGCCACACUUGAUCAUUUCCGGGUUGCCGGGCAUUGGUAAGACAACCUCCAUUCACUGUCUCGCGCAUGAGUUGCUCGGCGAGUCUUACGGUGAUGCGGUGCUCGAGUUGAACGCGUCGGACGACCGUGGGAUCGAGGUGGUGCGGAACAAAAUCAAACAGUUUGCACAGAAAAAAGUGCAGUUGGCGCCGGGGAAACACAAGAUUGUCAUUUUGGACGAGGCCGACUCGAUGACCGCGGGUGCGCAGCAGGCGUUGAGACGAACCAUGGAGAUCUACUCCAACACCACGCGGUUUGCCUUUGCGUGCAACCAGUCGAACAAAAUUAUCGAGCCGUUGCAGUCGCGUUGCGCAAUUUUGCGCUACACACGCUUGCUGGACGAACAGGUGUUGGACCGCUUGUUGCUGGUGAUCAAGGCGGAGGGUGUGGAGUAUGCGAAUGAUGGGUUAGAGGCGUUGAUUUUCACCGCCGAGGGUGACAUGCGACAGGCGAUCAACAAUUUGCAAAGCACUGUCGCGGGAUUCACAUUCGUCUCUGGCGAAAACGUCUUCAGGGUCGUAGACUCGCCACAUCCGCUUGUGGUCAGAAAGAUGGUCUUGUCGGCCUCUGCCGGGCAAAUCGACGACGCGAUUGACUACUUGAACACCUUAUGGGCUAAGGGCUACUCUGCUGUGGAUAUUGCCUCCACGUCGUUCAAGGUGACGAAAAACAUGGUCGAAAUCAAGGAGGGCCGGCGGUUAGAGUUGAUCCGCGAGAUUGGCUUCACCCACAUGCAUGUUCUUGAGGGGGUCUCCAGUUACUUGCAGUUAUCUGGGAUGUUGGCUCGCAUCGCCGACAUGGCGUAGUGGGUAAAAUUAAACGAAGCAUUGAAAA